AUAUCUAUAUGGUUAAAGAUGGUAUACCAUUAGAUCGCGAGUUAGAAAAGCUGUCUGUGAAACUUGGAAAAAAAUGGAAGGAAUUGGGAAGCUGUCUGGAAUUCGACGACGCUGCAAUAACUAACUUGGAUGAAGACAAUAAGGAGUUGGCAAGGAAGGCUUAUCGUAUGUUAUUGGCUUGGAAACAAAGAGAAGGCUUCCAAGCCACUUACACAGUUUUGUACAAUGCCUUGUGUGACAAAUUGGUGGAAUUUAAACUUCUAGCAGAAACAUUUUGUUGUACUGAAAUUGAAGGCAAUGCCUCUCCUUAGUCUUAUAUUAUAAAAAGUGAGUCGUUUCUCUACAGGGGCGUAGCUAAUUGUACGCACGGUACGCACGUGCGUACUUAAAAAAGUCGAAAGUAAAAAAAUAAAACACGAAAGUGAAAAAUGUAUGUUUUUUUUUUUAAUGUAUAUUUUCUAAAUAUAAUCAGAUUGUCUUUAAGGUGCUGCAGUCAAUGAAUCGAAGAAGACGACAAAAAAUUUUACAACUUAGUCAUCAUUUCAUAUACAGUAAAAACGUUAAGCUCACAAUGUAACUUCGCCUUUAUUCAAGUCACCUGAUAAGGAUUUGGGACUUGGGGGUUGGAGGUGGGAGGGAUUCGAAUAAUUAUGGAUACCUCUUAAAACUCCUGGUUACGCCCCUGCUCUAGUACGUCAUAUGUCUUUGUGAGUACUCCAAAGAGCGUUUGUAUCGAGCAUUCGCGCUCAGUAAGUCGUUCAUUUUGUCUUGCGCUCGAAGAUAAGGAGAAAAUUAGCUUUAGAGUAAAGAUAUUUACACGUAUUUUUGCAAUCAAGAAACACUAGCCAAAGAACAUUGAGGUCGGAAUUCAUUCGAAUGUCCAGCACAUGUUAUGCACAUUACCACCCUGAAGCAUCUAAUUUAAUUCCUCACAGUUUAAAAUUAGAAUGCAUUUUCUCCUUACUGUUCUCUGUGCAUUUCCUAAGGAAUGGACAUAAAUAAUUAUUUUAAAAGUCAAGAGUUUCUUAAGUUGGUGAUCAGUUACUUUAUGCUCAUGCUCUUAAUUUCUGUCUCAGGACCCUGUAAGGAGAAAUUACAUGCUAGACACUGUUUGAGUUGAAUUAAUCGUUUGUGGUGAGCUUGAAGUAACAGCGUAAUUAUGCAUAGAGUGAGAUUC
Messenger RNA from Pocillopora meandrina, 1177 nucleotides. The record is from the annotation of a GenBank genome assembly. Lineage: Eukaryota; Metazoa; Cnidaria; Anthozoa; Scleractinia; Pocilloporidae.